Drosophila ficusphila is the source of this 2203-nucleotide messenger RNA. It is a transcript of the gene Smvt, whose product is annotated as sodium-coupled monocarboxylate transporter 2. Gene Ontology annotation, cellular component: membrane. Gene Ontology annotation, molecular function: symporter activity. NCBI's taxonomy places the organism in Eukaryota, Metazoa, Arthropoda, Insecta, Diptera, Drosophilidae. The record is from RefSeq and is a predicted model, not a curated record. Gene Ontology annotation, biological process: sodium ion transport; transmembrane transport.
UCGGAGCCGGAAGGUGAAUAGAACAAGAGCUUCAGUGACUCGUGAGCCGCAGAUCCCCGGCCGGAUCCUUGCAACAUGUCGCAACACGUCCUUUCGAAUGCCUCCGUUCUGGCAACCGCGGCCACCGCGGCCAACGCGACCCCCGACUCGCAGUUCACCUUCAACUCCACGGAUUACGCCGUUUUCGCACUGAUGCUGAGCAUCUCCGCCUCGAUCGGAGUUUACUUCGGGUUCUUCGCCAAGGGGGAGGACACCACGGAGGAGUACCUGAUGGGCGGCAAGCGGAUGAAGACGAUUCCCAUAGCCAUCUCCCUGGUGGCCAGCCAACUGUCGGCCAUUUCCAUCAUGACCAUUCCGGCGGAGCUGUACGCCUACGGGGUGAACUGGUUCUUCAACGUGGUCUGCAUGGUGGUGGUGGUGCCGCUGCUCAACUACGUGGUCAUCCCGGUCUUCUACAACAACAACAUCACAAACUGCUACGAAUACCUGGAGCUGCGCUUUUGCCGCGAGGUGCGAGUGGUGCAGACCUUCAUCUUCAUCACGACGAUGUUCUUCAUGCUGCCCAUCUUCAUCUUCCUGCCUUCCCUGGCCUUCGCACAGGUGACCGGAUACAAUGUGCACUUCAUCAACACCGUCGUCUGCAGCAUCUGCAUCUUUUACACCAUGUUUGGCGGAAUCAAGGCUGUAGUCUGGACCGACGUUAUCCAGGCAGCCAUUAUGGUCGUUUCGGUGGUGCUGGUGGGCACCAUGGGCGCCCAUCGAGUGGGCGGCUUCUCCGAAGUGUUCCGCAUUGCAGGCGAGGGCGGUCGCCUGGACAUCAACUACAACUUCGACCUGACCACUCGGUCGACCAUCUGGAACAUCUUCACCUCGGCGACGAUCAUUUGGGCGGGAUACGUGGGCCUAAACCAGAGCUGCGUGCAGCGAAUCGUGUCCCUGCCCUCGCUGGGCCACGCGAGAAGAUGUCUGGUCUUCUUCGGCCUCGGCUUCAUCCUGAUCAUGUUCUUCAACUGCUUCACGGGCGUGGUGAUCUACGCCCUGUUCCACGACUGCGACCCCAUCAAGGCGGGCCACGUCUCCAAGGUGGACAAGAUGGUUCCCUACUUCGUGCAGGACACCGUGGGCCACCUGUGGGGCAUGCCGGGCGUGUUCAUCUCCUGCGUGUUCAGCGCCGCCCUCAGCACACUCUCCGCCAGCAUCAACUCGCUGGGCGGAGUGGUCUACUUCGACUACAUCAAGCCCCACAUCCGGCACACGGAGCACCGGGCGAACGUGAUCAUGAAGCUAUUUGUGUUCUUCACGGGAAUCUACUGCAUCUUCGGCGGAAUCCUGGUGGAGAACUUCAACUCGAUCCUGCAGGUGGUUUACUCGAUCACAGGCGUUAGCUAUGGGUCCACGUGUGGUGUUUUCUUGCUGGGGAUGCUGGUGCCCAAGUCCCACGGCAGGGGUGCGUUGGCUGGAGUCUUCGUCAGCAUCGCUUGCAUGGCGACCAUUGUGGUUCUGAGCUGGGGACGCAACCACUACGAUCCCCUGCCCACCACCACCGCCGGCUGUCCAGCUCCUCCGCUGAACGGGACGACCACGGAGUCCAGCACAGUGUCCUCCCUGCUCCUCAGCUCAACGACGGAAGCCCCGGUGAAAGACGGGGGAUUCAGCAUCCUGGAUCUCUCCUUCAACUUGUACACGGUGGCGGGGUUCCUCAUCACCUGGCUGGUGGGUAUUUCCGUGAGCUGUACCGUCAAGCCCAGAGCCGGCUACAAUCUGGACCCGAAGCUCCUGUCUCCGGUGGUGCAGCCGUUCGUCGACUACAAACUGACCCCCAUGGAGGAGCCCCACCAGCUGAAGCUAGAGAAGGUCGAAAAGGUCUGAUGACGAUGUGGAUGUGAACCCUACAAUUAGAUAUACUUCAUAAGCAUCAAGGUAUUUGGAGAUACGAGUGGCAGUCGAACCUCUCUAACUUAUAGAAACAUUUAUCGAGUUAGAACAAAAAGGCUGACUGCUUAUCUUGAAUAUUCUCAACGCUAGCUUAAUUUUUGUUAGUUAUUUCAAAUUAAAUUGAAAAAGAAAGAAUCUUUAGAAUCAUCCCAGUGCUAUUGAAUUCGGAAGCGUUUGCUCUACGAAAGCUUCACUGUAAAUGAUAGGCGGUUUUAACCAGCGAACUCCAAAUAGAUUGACUGAAUGAACGAUCUUAUCAUUAUGAAAA